Molecule: messenger RNA, 2454 nt
Organism: Medicago truncatula (barrel medic)
Lineage: Eukaryota; Viridiplantae; Streptophyta; Magnoliopsida; Fabales; Fabaceae
Product: cellulose synthase-like protein H1
Exons: 9
Coding region: 105-2357 (750 amino acids)
Biological process (GO): cellulose biosynthetic process
Cellular component (GO): membrane
Molecular function (GO): cellulose synthase (UDP-forming) activity
Source: RefSeq, a predicted model, not a curated record
UAAGAUAGUAGCAUAUAUAGCAGUAGCACACUUCUCUGUUCUCCAAAGAAUCUCAAAUAUAAUAAUCUUGCUCUUAUUCUUCUUUGCUUUCUACCAUUUGCAGAAUGGUCAACCAAGAAAAUCUCCUUCUUUACGAAAAAAUAUGGAUUAAACGCACACUUCAAAGAGCAAUAGACCUCUUGAUUCUACUCCUUUUAUUUUCUCUUCUUUGUUACCGUAUUUUCUUCAUCAUCAGCAACAAAACCUUCACAAUUCCAUGGUUUCUUGCAUUCUCAUGUGAAUCUUGGUUCACAUAUACUUGGAUUAUUCUUCUCAACACCAAAUGGAGUCCUGCUGUUACCAAAACAUAUCCAAACCGUCUCCUUCAACGAUUACCUGAGAAUGAGCUUCCAUGUGUGGAUUUGUUUGUGACAACAGCAGAUCCUGUACUUGAACCACCAAUCAUCACAUUGAACACUGUUUUGUCUCUAUUGGCUCUUGAUUAUCCAGCUAAUAAGCUAGCUUGUUAUGUUUCUGAUGAUGGCUGUUCUGUUUUUACCUUCUAUGGUCUUUUGGAAGCUUCUAAAUUUGCCAAGUUUUGGGUACCUUUCUGUAAGAAGUAUAAUAUACAAGUUAGAGCACCUUUUAGAUAUUUCUCUCAAGUUACCAAUAGUGAUGAUGAUUCAGCUGAAUUCAAACAAGAAUGGUUAAAAAUGAAGGAUAUGUAUGACAAUCUUAGCCACAAAAUUGAAGAUGUGACACGAAAUUCAACUUCAUUCCAAUUUGAGGGAGAAUAUGCAGUGUUCCUGAAUACAGAAAAAAGAAAUCAUCCAAGUAUAGUUAAGGUUAUAUUGGAGAACUAUGAUAGUCUUUCUGAUGGAUUGCCUCACUUAAUCUACAUAUCUAGAGAGAAGAGGCCAAAGUAUGAACACAAUUACAAAGCAGGAGCUAUGAAUGUGUUGACAAGAGUUUCAGGAUUGAUGACCAAUGCGCCUUUUAUGUUGAACGUGGACUGUGACAUGGUUGUGAACAAUCCCAAGAUUAUUCAACAUGCUAUGUGCAUUUUGAUGGAUUCUAAAAAUGGAAAAGAUGUUGCUUUUGUUCAAUGUUUCCAACAAUUUUAUGAUGGAAUAAAAGAUGACCCAUUUGGAAAUCAAUGGGUGGCUUCAUUUGAGUACAUAAUAAAGGGCAUGGGAGGACUUCAAGGACCUUUCUAUGGAGGAACAAACACCUUUCAUAGAAGAAAUGCUAUAUAUGGUCUUUAUCCUGAUGAAAUUCAAUAUGGAAGAAAAGGAAAAAUAACAGAAAAGAUGUUAAUACAACAAUUUGGAAGCUCAAAAGAGUUUGUCAAAUCAGUAACACAUGCUUUUGAAGGGAGUGGUAAUUCAAUUGAUGGUAUUAGUCCUUCCAAUCUUCUUGAUAAAGCAAUCCAAGUAUCUGAUUGUGGAUAUGAAUAUGGCACUAGCUGGGGUAAACAGAUGUGCUGGUUAUAUGGAUCAAUAUCAGAAGAUGUACCAACUGGAUUGAAUAUGCAAAGAAAAGGUUGGAGAUCAGAAUGUUGUACACCGGAGCCAACCGCCUUCAUGGGCUGCGCUCCCGGAGGAUUACUUACUACAAUGAUCCAACAAAAGAGAUGGUCUUCAGGCCUCACUGUUGUCUUCUUUAGCAAGCAUUCUCCUGUUAUGUGUACCCUCUUUGGUAAAAUCCAAUUCAGGGCAGGCUUAUCUUAUUGUUGGCUUACCAAUUGGGGUUUGCGUUCGGUCUUUGAAGUUUCUUAUGCAGCCCUAGUUGCAUAUUGCAUAAUCACCAACACCAGUAUCUUUCCUAAGGGGCUUGGCCUAUGGAUUCCUUUAACUCUUUUUGUGAUCUAUACUAUACAUACACUACAAGAGUAUCUGUCAAAAGGAUUAUCAUUAAGAUUUUGGUGGAACAAUCAGAGAAUGAUUACAAUGAGAUCAACAAGUGUAUGGUUUAUUGGAUUUUUGAGUGCCAUGCUUAAGCUCUUAGGGAUAUCUGAUACAAUCUUUGAAGUAACACAAAAGGAAAGUCCAACUUCUGGUGUUAUUGGAGAUGAUGCAAAUGCUGGUAGGUUUACAUUUGAUGAGUCCCCAGCUUUUGUGGUUGGCACAACCAUUUUGCUUGUGCAGUUGACAGCACUUGUUGUUAAGAUUUUGGGGGUGCAAUUAGUAGUUCAUAGUGGGAAUGGAUGUGGACUAGGUGAGUUAAUGUGUAGUGUGUAUCUAGUAGUAUGUUAUUGGCCAUUUUUGAAAGGGUUGUUUGCUAGGGGUAAAUAUGGGAUUCCAUUAUCUACCAUUUUCAAGUCAGCACUUCUUACAUUUAUUUUUGUGCACUUCAGUAGAAUUGCUGUUGUAAGUUGAUAGUAGUAUUAGUCUUGAGAUUUAAUGGAGUUCUAUGUACAGUUUGUUCAAAUUUUUCUCAGAACCUUAUGUACUUUUUAUUUACUAUUACUCAAAA